CUUACCAAUUUAUCUAUCAUUUUUAAGAUUUCCACCGACCAAAUAUGUUUUCAAUUAAAUCUGAUAUAUGAUAAUAUGCUGUUGAUUUGUAUAGAUCCAGAUUAAAUAUUUAAAUAUUAUUUAAAUACUUUCAAAAAAUAAAUAAAAUAAUUAAAUAUUCAAUUCUUUCAUAUUUAAUUAUUGAAAUUCUAUAAAUAUUUAUUAUUUUAUUAAUUUAGCUAGGAAUAGAAGAAGAAAUGAAAACUACAUAUUAUAAUGAUAACUAAUUUGAAAUGGAUGGGGGCAAUCAGCUAAAAGUAAUUUAGCUAAUUAUUUUCCUUUUUGUUUGGAAAACUGAAUCAAGAAAUUCUUAUGUUAUUUAAAAUAUUUUAAAUUAUUAUAUGUAAGUAUAACAUAUUUUGCUAAGCAUGCUAAAUAUUGGGUACAUUAACUGUAACAUUUAAACGUAACAUUUUUAACAAAUUGUUUUAAAACUAUGUAAAUCAUAGGAGAAAUUAGAACUAUUUUGAUAUAUGAUUUUCUUAUUGUGAAAUCAAAUAGUUCCUCCCUGGAUCUGGAUCAGGUCGCUGCUCUGGUAUAAGUUGUGGAGGAUAACGCAAGUUUGACCCGUGUGAAAGAAGAAGAUAAUGGCUUCAGAAUCUCACUCUCAGAUUUUAGUGGAAGAGAAACCUAGUGUUAGAAUCUUGACACUAAACAGACCAAAACAGCUGAAUGCUCUGUCUUUGAACAUGGUCACUCGGUUGCUGCAACUGUUCCUCGCAUAUGAGGACGACCCUACUGUCAAACUUGUCAUCCUAAAGGGUCAGGGAAGGGCUUUUUGUGCCGGUGGUGAUGUUUCAGCUGUUGUUCGUGACAUCGGACUUGGCAAAUGGAGACGCAGUGCUGAUUUCAUGUCACUUGAAUAUACUCUCAACUAUGUUAUGGCCACAUAUAGUAAAGCUCAGAUUUCAAUUUUGAAUGGUAUUGUCAUGGGAGGUGGAGCUGGUGUCUGCAUCCAUGGUAGAUUUCGUAUUGCAACAGAAAACACGGUUUUUGCCAUGCCUGAGACAGCUCUAGGGCUAUUUCCAGACGUAGGCGCCUCCUACUUCUUGUCAAGGCUCCCUGGAUUUUUUGGAGAGUAUGUUGGCCUCACAGGAGCUAGGUUAGAUGGCGCUGAAAUGCUUGCUUGUGGCCUUGCAACUCAUUUUGUGCCUUCAACGAGGUUGACUGCUUUACAAGAAGAUCUUUGCAGAGUUGGUUCAAGUGAUCCAGUUACCUUUGCCUCAACAACUUUCGAUGCAUACACUCAACAUCCACAUCCGGAACCUCAGAGUGCUUUCUAUAGGCUAGAUGUUAUUGAUAGGUGCUUCUCGAGAAGAACAAUCGAAGAAAUUAUAUCUGCACUUGAGACAGAGACCACUCAUAAACAAGAUGAUUGGAUCUCAGCUACCAUUGGAGCAUUGAAGAAAGCUUCUCCAGCAAGCCUUAAAAUCUCUCUUAGAUCGGUUUGUUUCCAAGCUGCAUCACAAGAAUGCAAUGAUGGGAAAGAUAAGUUGACUGUGAUUGUGUUGUAUAAAUUUCAGAUAAGAGAAGGACGAUUGCAAGGGGUGGGGCAGUGUCUUAUCCGGGAGAACAGAAUAGUGUCUCAUGUGAUGAAGGGGGAAAUAAGCAAAGAUUUAUUGGAGGGGUGUAGAGCAAUAUUGAUAGACAAAGAUAGGAAUCCAAAGUGGGAGCCAAAGCGACUGGAGGAUAUGAAGGAUAGCAUGGUAGAGCAGUACUUCAAGAGAGUGGAAGAAGAGGAUGGAUGGGAGGAUCUAAAGCUUCCUCCAAGGAAACACUUGCCUGCUUCAGCGAUCGCAAAGCUGUGAAGUUGACAAGGUGCAUGGAGCUCAUCUUGCAUUGCGUGGACUAAACCCAUAAACCAACAUAGAGAAUCAACUCGACUUGUGUCAUGAACAAUUAUGUACUUGCAGAUAGAAAUACCUAAAAGAAUGUGAUCUGUGAUGUACCUGCGAAUAGAGAUAACUAAAACAAGUAAAAUCCACAAACCAAUCAUCUAAACCUAUCGAUUUCCUAAA
Raphanus sativus (radish) is the source of this 2057-nucleotide messenger RNA. RefSeq names its product 3-hydroxyisobutyryl-CoA hydrolase 1. The record is from RefSeq and is a predicted model, not a curated record. Gene Ontology annotation, biological process: L-valine catabolic process. Gene Ontology annotation, molecular function: 3-hydroxyisobutyryl-CoA hydrolase activity. Bases 627 to 1847 code for a protein of 406 amino acids. Lineage: Eukaryota; Viridiplantae; Streptophyta; Magnoliopsida; Brassicales; Brassicaceae. The transcript has 11 exons.